AUGGGGAACAUAUCACCCAGAGGUAUCCAGGCCACCAACAUGGUCUUCUCCUCCUGGGCCUUAGUCUUCUUGGCCAUAGGAAUCAUCAUGGAAGAAUGGGUUGAACUGACAUUGGAAACAAAGAAAAAUACAGUAAGCCACAGUCCCUGGAUAUGUUGCACUACUCUUUGGCCAGAAGAUGGCCUGGAAGUGGUCAGGACCAUGAUGAUUUUGGUUCUCAUCCUUUCCUUCAUCCAUAACUUGUCUGGGUUGGAAUCCACCUACCUGAUUCCUCAAACUAAACAUACCCUCUUCAUCGCUGUCUUCCUCAGUUUCUUUACAGGUCUCCUUCUGCUCUGUGCACUCCUAAUGUAUCACCAAAAGCUAAGUCAAGGUAAAUCCGUGUACUACUGCAGUUACAAGAUCACCUGGAUCAUUUUCACUGCCUACUUAAAUGUCUUCCUCUUUGUGGCCUCUGGAGUCCUCUCUCUCCUACAGUACAAACAAUCCAUCAAGAGCUUUGCCUGCCUGACCAUCCUCCGUACAUCCAGCAGAGAAAUUAAGGACAGACAGGAGUCUGAGAGUUCUAUCAAAGUUAUUUCCUUACCAGAACAGCCCGCAAUGCUUCGUAGUAUCGUUCACACAAAGGAAGAUUUUCCAAACAGAGCACACAUCCAAACACGUCGUGUAACCUGGGCUGUAUGA
This is a messenger RNA of Lynx canadensis (Canada lynx), 684 nucleotides long. RefSeq names its product transmembrane protein 225 (gene TMEM225). Gene Ontology annotation, biological process: negative regulation of phosphatase activity. The record is from RefSeq and is a predicted model, not a curated record. NCBI's taxonomy places the organism in Eukaryota, Metazoa, Chordata, Mammalia, Carnivora, Felidae.